GAGAAUAAGAAAAAUUGAGAGGGAGUAAGGUGAGGUACAUACAACUAUGUACCACGUACCAAGUUCUGUAGUUGGUGGGGAACUUGAUCGUGAGAGAUACAUGAGAGGGUCAUGAAACAACUAGUAGUUUUAUAUAUUGUAUGCUUUUUAUUAGACUACAAUUGUUAAACCGUGUAUUAAAAUUAAAGUACAAUAAAAAAAAACCAUUUACUGGUUUAUCUUGUUGAGUUGAACAAGUGUUUUCUUAAUAACGUUACAUACAUUAUAUUUUAUAAAACAAAAUGUCUAUAAUUUUUGUUGGUUUUUUUAAAAUUAUUUAAAAAUAAUUAUAUAGAUAUUUAACUAAUAAUCUUACAACGUAAUAGUUACAAGUGCAAUGAAAAAGAAAAAAUUAAAUUAUUGUUGGAUAUGAUAACAGAUCUCUGAUAAACUCAGCAUAGUCAUGAAGAUAAAAACGAUAAGACAUAUUUAGUUUUUUGUUCGUACAGUAUAAUUUUACACAAUCUAUUAUGGAAUACAUUUAUGUACACGGCUCUAAAUUUACGUGCAAUGGUUUUUAAUUAGUUUACUUCAACAGUUUAUUACAUUUAACAGUACUUUUCAUCAGAUCAAUUACAACGAAAAUGCCAUUAUUUAAAUCCAAGACAAUGUCAAAGAGUCCUGUUGCACAAGAGAAGACUACUGGUAACGGAGCUCAUAAUCAUGAAGGUCAUAAAACCGUGAGUAGCAGUAGUAGUAGCAACAACAAUAUAAAUGGAACUGGUAAACGGGACAAGUUCGGUCAUCAAGAUCAAACAGAGUCAACAGAUGAUAAUCAAAACUCAAGUAAAACACAUCUGGUCUUUCGCUGUCAGUUAGCACAUGGUAGUCCAACGGGAUUUAUAUCGGGUUUUAAAAAUGUACGUGAACUUUAUCAGAAAAUAGCUGAGUGCUACGAUAUACCGACAAGUGAAAUUCUUUUCUGUACACUGAAUACCCCCAAGGUCGAGAUGUCUGAAUUAUUGGGCGGACAAAUAGGAUUAGAUGAUUUUAUAUUUGCUCAUCGAAAAAGUCGACCGAAAGAAAUCGAAUUGAUAAAAACAGAAGACGCAUUAGGAUUAACGAUUACUGAUAAUGGAGCCGGUUACGCGUUUAUAAAACGAAUAAAAGAAGGCUCAGUAAUUGAUAAAAUUAAAGUAAUACAAGUAGGUGAUCAUAUAGAGCGAAUAAACUCUGAAAAUUUAGUUGGUAGACGACAUUAUGAAGUUGCUAAAAUGUUAAAAGAGAUACCUAAGGGCUCUACAUUUACUUUGAGAUUAAUAGAACCUCAAAGAAGUGGAUUUGGUAGUAUUGGACCUAGAGGUGAUAUCAAAAAAGGUAAAAAAUCUGGAUAUGGCUCUGGAAAAGAAACACUGAGGUUUAAAGCUGAUGGCAGUACUCAAAUUCAACAGGUUGAUGAUUCAUCAACAAUUGGGGUUGAAAAAAUAAAUGACAUUCUUGAAAGUUUUAUGGGUAUAAAUGAUAAUGAAUUAGCAACACAAAUUUGGGAAUUAUCUGAGGGAAAGUCCAAUAGUAUGGAUUUUGCAGAAGCUAUUGAUAAUUCUGAUCUAGAAGCUUUUGGCUUUAGUGAUGAUUUUGUUAUUGAGUUGUGGGGUGCAAUUACAGAUGCAAGAAGUGGUCGUUUUUGAUAAUAAAAAUAAAUUUUACUUUAUACAAUAAUAAUAAGAUUAUAUAUAAUUUAACUUUAGCAUAAAAAAUAAUAUAUCUGCCAUACAUGUUUAUAUCAAUUCAGCUAUUUAUCAUGGUACAUCAAAUAAUUUAUUUAUAUCUUAAUUUAAUUAUUUUUUCUUCUUAUAAUAUUAUUCUUUACUUUUUAUUUUCAGAAGCAAUA
Molecule: messenger RNA, 1870 nt
Organism: Microplitis demolitor
Lineage: Eukaryota; Metazoa; Arthropoda; Insecta; Hymenoptera; Braconidae
Gene: kermit
Product: PDZ domain-containing protein GIPC3
Exons: 5
Coding region: 624-1667 (347 amino acids)
Molecular function (GO): protein binding
Source: RefSeq, a predicted model, not a curated record